Cyclopterus lumpus (lumpfish) is the source of this 4161-nucleotide messenger RNA. It is a transcript of the gene cep170ab, whose product is annotated as centrosomal protein 170Ab. NCBI's taxonomy places the organism in Eukaryota, Metazoa, Chordata, Actinopteri, Perciformes, Cyclopteridae. Gene Ontology annotation, molecular function: protein binding. The coding region runs from base 1 to 4161 and encodes 1386 amino acids. Gene Ontology annotation, cellular component: centriole. The record is from RefSeq and is a predicted model, not a curated record. The transcript has 18 exons.
AUGAGUCUGACUUCCUGGUUCCUUGUGAGCGGCGGGGGGACGCGUCACCGUCUCCCCAGGGAGAUGAUCUUCGUGGGGAGGGACGACUGUGAGCUGAUGCUGCAGUCCCGCAGUGUGGACAAGCAGCACGCUGUCAUCAACUAUGAGCCGAAUGCAGACGAGCAUAAAGUGAAGGACCUGGGCAGCUUAAAUGGGACAUUUGUAAAUGAUGUCAGAAUACAGGAGCAAAUCUACGCCACACUGCAAAUUGAUGACAAAUUGAGGUUUGGAUACGAUACCAACCUGUUCACUGUGGUUCGAGGGGAGCUGCAUAUUCCAGAGGAGGCCCUCAAGCAUGAGAAGUUCAGCAGCCAGCUGCAGCUGAACCAUAAGAAACCUCCAGAGGGGCAAUCGUGUAAAUCUGAGGUUAAACUCUCCGAGGCAGCAGCACCAGCGUGUGACGGGGCCUCCGCCAAGCCCCCCGAGGCCAGCAGGGUGGAGGACAAGGGGACAGGAGACGUGGCCGCGUUGCACAGAAUCACGCCCCUCUAUGGUCAGCCUGCCUGGUGGGGAGAUGGAGACCCUGACAACCAGCAGCCCGGGAGGCCAGAGGAGAAGAGCUCUGAUCGGAAGCAAGACAAAGCUGACACAGACACCAACAAAAGUGCAGGGGGCCCAAAAACAGCUUCCAGUCAGGAGCCGAGCUAUUUUGAGAUCCCAACCAAGGAUUCUCCCUCAGCAGGUAAAGUGAGCGGCGAAUCCCCCUCACAAGAACUAGAGGCGGGUGCUUCUUCUGCUGCAGAGACCAUCCAUGGCCACGCCUCCUUCACCAUUGAGUUUGACCCCGGGGCGUCGGGUAAAGUGACCGCCAAAGACCGAGCCGCGAAGGUUGGACCGGAGACCAGGCCACGUCCUAAAAGGGCUGUCGGGGAGGAGCUGAGUCCUCUUCAGACCGCCAUGGUAGCUGCCGAGGUUAAAGUGGCCGACUGGCUGGCCCAGAACGAGCUGCCAUUGGCACUGAAAGACACGGUUGCAGAAGAUGAUGGAGAGAGUGUGAAGAGUGAUGUGCCUAUACAACUGAAGAGCCUUAAAGGCAGUAAACAUGAGGACGGUACUCAGAGUGACUCAGAGAAUGCACUUGGAGAGCAGCGCAGAGCUGCAGCAAUGGAGCAACGCUCCUGGGGGCUGUGGGGCGGGGCAGGGAUGAAGAUCAGAGAGGGCCGCGCUAACGUACCAGAGGGGCUCUUCGCAGAGGAGGACAGUCCCGCUCGCCGUCGCAAAACUUCCACUUCCAAAGUGGCGAGUGGGUUCGUGGAGAGGCGAUGUGGAGAAGCACCGCAUCAGCAGAGUGGCCGUGAAGAGUGCUAUCACCAUGGGGAUGAUUAUAGUGACAGAGGGACCUAUACCAUUGAGGUGGAGAAUGGGGAUCAUGAGGAGGAAGAGGCUAGGAAAAUGAUUGACAAGGUGUUUGGUGUCGAUGAGCAGGAAGCUGUGUGUGUGUCCAGGUUGGGGGUUGCUGACCAAGGAGAGAGGCUCACCUCCCAGAGGUCUGCUAUGGGAGACAGAGGAAAGCCUGGACGCAUGGAGACAGAGGUACUAUCUGAGCAGCUGAUGGUGGGUGGUCCUCGCUGGGUUUCGCAGUGGGCUACUCUGGCUGCCAGUCACAUUAGGACAGACCCUGAGGGAUCAGGAGGGGAGAGUCACAUCAUGGUCACAGAAGACAGAGCUGAAAUAAGUGAGUCCAGCCACUCAGCCUCCUUUGCCUCGUCUGGAUACACAGAGCGUAAGAGGAGAACCCUGCCCCAGCUCCCUGGUGAGGAGCUCGCCCUAGGAAGGAGGACCCCAGGUGCAGGCCUGCUUACAGAUAUGGGGGAGAAACAGGACACAGAGCUACAGGAGAAGGAGAGCCGGGAGGACAAGAUGGCCAGAGGAAAGACUCGGCCCAGUCAUGGCACUGGAGGUGUGGGCAGUCAAGGUGGCAGCCCCAGUCGCUCCUCACCAGCCAAGUCGCAGGACAGUGCUGGUGGGAGAUCAGGCAAGUCAGGUGCGUUGGCAAAGCUCCCCCCUCGUCCAGUGACCAGCGGGGAGAAAAGAAUGGAUGAGGUGCGGAGGAGGAAAAAGGAAGAGGAGAGGACCAGGGAAAGUAGUGGGAAAGCAUUUUUGAGGCAGGAGAGUUUUACUGUGGAGAAGUCAAGCUCCAACAUUGAGCUCAUACCUCGUAUCGAUGGGCUCACAGGCUGCAUAACUCAGAGUAGGGAGGCUGGCAUUGACAGUGCCACGCUGCAGAAAGACUCGGAAGCUGUGGCAGCCUUUUUAGAGACGACUGUGUCAGACCAAGGGGACCCACCAAGUCAGUCCAUUGAAGGCUCCAUCUCGCCAGAAUCAGACGUGGACACAACCAGCACAGUAAGCCAGGCUGACGGAGCGAGGAAAGUCAUCCAGAAACGGCGGAUUCUUGCAGGACAGCAGAAGGAGAGGACGGUAGUGUGCUCAUCGGGGAAAGGCCCUGCCUGGAGCAGAGAGACCCAGGACAGGAGGGUCAAGACCAGGGCAUCUGGUCCUCCACAGCCCAGUCGCCCCUGGACUUCUCUGGACCUCACUGAUGAUGACGUCAACUCCAACUCACUCCUCUCUGACUCCCAGCACACCUCUACACAGGGGUCUAGAAGCACAAACACCAGAGCCCAGACUGGGAGCACAAAAUUGGGGGCUAGCACCAAGUCUAGCCGGGCUAAAAUCUCCCAGGCACCAACCUCUAUGGCAGCCAGUAAAACCACAAAUGUUCCCAAGCCCAGGCCCACCAGGGCGUCCCUACUGAGGCGAGCCCGAAUGGGGGACUCCUCAGAUACUGAACCAGCUGAGCUCGACCGGAUGUCGGUAGCCUCGGAGGCCUCCACCGCUAGUUCCACAUCCAGGACAGGCAUGGCAAGAAGGGGCAUGUCCAGGAUAGAGGCUCUGGCGCAGCCAAGGAGGCCGAGGGUGGGCUCCCCGUCAGCCCAGAGUGACUCAGAGGCCACUGUGACAAGGAGUAGAGGUCUAGGGGCCCGGAGCACUGCAGGUGAUUAUGCCACCCGACAAGGACUGAGAGGAUCCAAUGUGACCUCAGUUUCUGGACCCCGAGCCAGGGCUAACAGUGCCUCCAAGCUGCCCGACAAGAAUAAAGGCACCUCCUCCUAUGGACAUGUCCCACCUGCAUCUGGCGGCCGGUGGCGCCGCGUGCCUGUGGAGUAUGCUUCCACCUCGGAGGACGAGUAUGGCUCAAACCGCCACAUAUCCAAGCAGAGCCACACGCGUCCGUUCCCCUCCACUCGGGUAGCCCAGCUUGGAGGUUCGGUCCCAGCAACUCCGACUCCUGCAGGCAUAUCGGCCCUGAGGCAGAACUCCAGGGAACAGGACGAGUAUAUGAGAGACUGGACAGCACACAGCGAGGAAAUAGCCAGGAUCAGCCAAGACCUAGCCAAAGACCUAGCCAUGCUUGCCAGAGAAAUUCAUGAUGUUGCCGGAGAGAUCGACUCAGUCAGCCCUGCAGCCACGGACCCUGGAGCUCCGAUGGAGGAGCGUGCAUUCGAGGACAGCUUGGACCUGAGCGGUCCCCCUGCAGAGCCCAGCAGCAUUGUGGAGCUUCGACCCCGGGGCUCUGGUGGACAGAGCUCCCGCUCCAUACGCCGACAGACAUGGAACAGAGAUGAUGCGGUGUUGGACAGUUUACUAUUAGCAUCUGUUAAUCAGCUCUCGACGAGGAUACGUCACUCUGUCGACAAAACAACCUGCAAAAUCAGGAUCCUCUUCAAGGAUAAAGAACAAAAAUGGGAAGAGAUUGAGAACAAGCUGCAGGUCGAGCGUGACUCCUUACUCCUCAAGAGCUCCAAUAAGGAGAUUUCAACCAUUCUUCAAGACCUGAGGAGAGUGGAGAGACAACUGCUCGUAAUUGACAUGAUGGUGGACCCAGACGGCACCCUGGAUGCCCUGUCCAUUCUGGGCCUGACCAGCCCUCUGACUGAGCAGAAGAUCGGCCCUGGGACUCAGCAGGGGCCGUCGGUGUUGCACCCUGGAGCUGAAGGGUCCUCCAACACAGUCUCCAGGCCGGAAGGACGGGCCACUGAGUCCUCCGGACCUUUAGACCACGCAGUAGUGGCCGAGCGAGACCCAGGGCCCAAACAGAGCCCUAGAUCCUAUAAGUGA